AUGGAAUGGUUCGAUGAUACUUCGUCGUCUUCGUCCGACGAGAUAGCGCAGGCGAUCAUCGAUGAAAUCCAGGAGCAGAAACAAUUGAUAGCUCAAAUGUACUCCCAAUCGGAGCCGAAACGUGUUGUUCAUCACCGACAAUACGUCUACCGUGAUCAUGAGGCUACUCAUUUAUGUCUUAUGCAAGACUACUUCAACGACAAUCUGACGUACGGGCCUACAUUUUUCCGACGUCGUUUUCGGAUGCAAAAGGAGUUGUUCUUACGCAUCGUCAAUGCUGUGCAAGCUGAAAAUACUUACUUCCAGAUGAGCCAUGAUGCACGAGGUCGGGCCUCUCUCACGCCUUUGCAUAAAUGCACGGUGGCUUUUCGCCAAUUAGCCAUCGGCGUCACUUUCGACGAGUAUCUUAAGGUCGCCGACACGACGGGGCGUCUAUGCCUCAAGAAAUUCUGCAUGGCUGUCAUUCGGGCUUACGGAGCCGAGUAUCUUCGACUUCCUAUAACGACGGACAUCCAACGCCUUUUUCAGAUGCACGUGGAAGAAUUGCCCAAAGGCGUGACACGGUGCAUAUGUUGA
Messenger RNA from Salvia miltiorrhiza (redroot sage), 576 nucleotides. RefSeq lists its product as uncharacterized. The transcript has a single exon. Lineage: Eukaryota; Viridiplantae; Streptophyta; Magnoliopsida; Lamiales; Lamiaceae. The record is from RefSeq and is a predicted model, not a curated record. The coding region runs from base 1 to 576 and encodes 191 amino acids.